UACACCUGACAGGACAGUUCUAUUUGUGCAAUGGAUGCCGUGUCUGUGGUCAGCCAUCUGAGGAGCCUGGCGGCCGAGCCCCGGAAUAGAGCCGGUAUCGUCAGUGAUAAGAGCUGCCUGGCGGGGCUCAUCCUUCUUCUCAGUCACCAGGAUGGAGCUGUGGUGGAGGGCGCUGUGCAGACUAUUCGCUAUUUAUGUGAGAAUACCAAUCACUGUGAAAUUAUGAGGCGUGAACUUGGUAUGAUGGUGAGUUUGGAGAAUAUAAGAAACCGAGGUGAUGUCGAAAAUCAUAUCAAACUACUUGCACAGACUGUUUACACGUUGCUAAGUGCAUCUGUUCAAAUGUAUACUCCAGAACAAAAGAGUAACAAAAGCAAACCCCAUUUCUUCAUUACAAGUUCCAACAAAAGAGCAAAAACUAUAACGCUCCAUAUCCAUGGGCUUGAUAAUCUGGACAGGAAAUCGAUGUGCGAAGAAGCAUUAUUGCAGGUGAAAGGCGUCAUCAGCUUCACUUUUCAGAUAGCCGUAAGGAGGUGCACUGUUCGGGUAAAGCCAGAACUAGCAACGGAGUGUUUAACUUCAGCCAUUGCAGAAACCAAAGUGCUAAAGGCACAGCAAGUAAUAAAGAAUGAAUCGGGCAAUGAGGUAUAUCUCCCAAUGCCAAGUGAAAGUAUUCCAGUUGAAAAGAAUUCAUGCUUGCCAGACUAUUUACCAGAAGAAGAAAGUCCUCAGAAAGAUGUAGAGAAAGCUUUAGCUCGGCCAGCAUCAAAGGAACAGAACGGUGGAAGCUGGUUUAAUGCGGCAGCAAAUUUCCUCAGUAAAACAUUUUACUGGUGACGCUCAAAUCUAGAUGUUAUCUCGUGUCUAAAGUAUUUCAUUGAUCAUGUCUUGUCUCUCUACAUUUCCUCUGAUAUAUAUGUACACAAAGUCCGAUAUAAUAGAACACUAGUUUUGCAAAACAUCAUAUGGUAUUCGUGGGUUUAAAAAGAAAAGAGGAAGAAUAGCAUACAGUUCUGCCUGUAAGGGAUAUAGUGGAGGAAGCCUUUUGAAUUUUUCAUCUUCAUUACCCUGGUGAAAACCUCUUUACUACUCGUAAAGUAACAUGGUUUCUGUUGUUAAAAAGCAAUAACAGCCAUAGAUUAAUCAAGUUUAGUGAUUUAAGAAACUGGUAGGUUAUAUGUUGUAGAUGUGAGGUAUUUCUGUCAAGAAAAAAGUAAACUGUAAUUUAAAGAUAAUCUUGCCGAAAGGACUUCACAUUGGUUAGCGAAUACAGUACAAAAUGGUUUACUAAAAAGCUUCUAAUGCUAUAAAUAAUAGAUCUUUUCAUGAUGCCAGAAGGGUUUUGUGAGGAGGAUUAAGCAGACCAGGUCUAAUUUAAGCCAAAAUGCCUUGAAUUCCAGCUUAUUUAGUAUAGGUUUAUCUUAAAGCGGAUAUCCACCCAGAAAUUGAACUUCCGUGGAUUAGACAACACCCCGCUCUCUCUCCAGUACCACAUCUGGCACCUUUUCAGGUAAAGAAAAGAUAAGAUAGGCUGCAAUCACUUCACUGGAUGUAUGUGAGGGUGUACAACCACUUUAAAUGUUGUGUCGCAGUCAUAGAACAGAACAUCAGCCUUCUAAAGUUGGUGCUGUUUUUUUUUUUUUUUUUUCUUUUUCAAUAAUAAUUUUAUUGAUCAAAAGUUUGUGCAUACAUAACUUAGUCA
Messenger RNA from Rana temporaria (common frog), 1702 nucleotides. Its product is annotated as armadillo repeat-containing protein 1-like. Gene Ontology annotation, molecular function: metal ion binding. The transcript has 6 exons. The record is from RefSeq and is a predicted model, not a curated record. The coding region runs from base 31 to 837 and encodes 268 amino acids. NCBI's taxonomy places the organism in Eukaryota, Metazoa, Chordata, Amphibia, Anura, Ranidae.